Condylura cristata (star-nosed mole) is the source of this 4974-nucleotide messenger RNA. It is a transcript of the gene SCN3B, whose product is annotated as sodium channel, voltage gated, type III beta subunit. Bases 407 to 1054 code for a protein of 215 amino acids. Gene Ontology annotation, molecular function: sodium channel regulator activity. The transcript has 7 exons. Gene Ontology annotation, cellular component: voltage-gated sodium channel complex. Lineage: Eukaryota; Metazoa; Chordata; Mammalia; Eulipotyphla; Talpidae. Gene Ontology annotation, biological process: ventricular cardiac muscle cell action potential; regulation of heart rate by cardiac conduction; sodium ion transport. The record is from RefSeq and is a predicted model, not a curated record.
CGCAUGUCAAGAUUAACUGAGCACACACACCAACAGGGGACCGUGGAGGAAGACAGCUAGUCGCCGCCACCCAAGACCGGGACCCUGCUCGAUCUGGGGGCAAGCUUCGUAGAAGAAAUCUACUCUACGUACCCACCCCAUUCACCUCGUGGGCUAAACAGAAGUGUCCACAUAUUUCCCGAUCCCUCAGGAUCUCCCUGGAGAUCCGAAGGCGGGUGUGGACGGCACCGUGGUGAAACAAAUUCAGUAGCUCAGACGGCCAGCCCAGAGUGGUUUUGGGUGUGGGGGCACGCCCAGCAGGAAAAAGCAGAUCAGGGCGGAUGAAGCCAGAGUUCUCGGGUCUUGGCGGAUGCUGGUCGGAACCUAACUAACUAGAGGAGCCCCGGAAGCCACCUACAGGAAAAAGAUGCCUGCCUUCAACAAAUUGUUUCCCCUGGCUUCCCUUGUGCUCAUCUUCUGGGUCAAUGUCUGCAUCCCUGUGUGUGUGGAGGUGCCCUCGGAGACAGAGGUGGUUCAGGGCAAAUUCAUGAAGCUGCGCUGCAUCUCCUGCAUGAAGAGGGAGGAGGUGGAGGCCACCACGGUGGUGGAGUGGUUCUACAGGCCUGAGGGCGGUAAAGAUUUCCUCAUCUACGAGUAUCGGAAUGGCCACCAGGAGGUGGAGAGCCCCUUCCAGGGACGCCUGCAGUGGAACGGGAGCAAGGACUUGCAGGAUGUGUCCAUCACGUUGCUUAACGUCACCCUGAAUGACUCUGGCCUCUACACCUGCAACGUGUCCCGGGAGUUUGAGUUUGAGGCACACCGCCCCUUUGUGAAGACCACACGGCUGAUUCCCCUCCGAGUCACUGAGGAAGCUGGAGAGGACUUCACUUCUGUGGUCUCGGAAAUCAUGAUGUACAUCCUUCUUGUCUUCCUGACUUUGUGGCUGCUCAUUGAGAUGAUAUAUUGCUACAGGAAGGUCUCAAAGGCUGAAGAAGCGGCCCAAGAAAAUGCGUCUGACUAUCUAGCCAUCCCAUCGGAGAACAAAGAGAACUCUGUGGUGCCUGUGGAGGAAUAGAAGAGAAGGGUGUGACUAAGGUGAAGUACAGUGAAGUAGGUGGCCUGAACACUGAAAGACUGGAUAUCCCAGGUUGAAUGGCGUCAGCAGCAUCAGGAGGGUGCCCUGAGGGCCACAUUGCUUUCCUUCACCAUCAUCCUUCUAUUCAUUCAUCAAAAUCCAUUCACCUCUGAGCUUUCACUUCUGACUUCCUAACUCCACCAGAAUUCUUCACAACCAUGAGACUUUGCCAGAACUGAGGAGCCAACAUUUCUACUUGGACUCAACCUCACCCUGUCUUAGUUGUCAUGCAAGCAGCUCCCAGGCCAGCUGGACUUCUGCCCUGUGCUCCAAGUGGGAUUGUGUACAGUGCUGAAGGUGGCACACCCUUGCCCACAACUGGCUGGAAACAGCUUAUUUUCUAUUGCUGCAAGUGAAUGGAUGUUUUAAUAAAGGAAGCAGAUGGGAUGAGUUCAAGGUUAAAGCAAGUUAUCAGGAACUGGAAUUCUGUGAUAUCAGUUAUUCCAAGUUCUGGCCCACUUGGCUAGAGCACAGAGCAAAGCAUGCCCCCGUAGAAAGUCAUUCAGUAUGGACACGUACCAAGAACUCCAAGGCUAGAUCCUGAUAAGUCUCUAAGACCUGGAUUAGUCUCAGUCCUUCAAAAAUCCAAGGACAGAAAACUUGAGGACUGAUAGCAAUUUAAGUGGCAUUUAAAAAUCAUACAGAAUGUUCCUGAUGUGAUGGGAGUAAUAUAUCUGGUGUCCCCAAAGGUGUCCACCACCCAAGAUAGCUGGGAGGCAUAAUUUUCCUGUGGAUGUGAGAACUACAAUUCUAAGUUCUUCCUCAAAAUUUCUGUGGAUCAGUAUUAUUCCUUGCUUUACAGGAGGCAACUGAGACUUAGACAGGGAUCACCUGAGUAAGAGACUUGGAAGAAGAGAUAAGAAGCCUUGAGUGCUGCUUCUUCCCAAGACAGGGCUGUUUUUGCAGACUUUAAAAUCAAGCUUGGCUAAGGCCAGGCUCUCUCAAAAGCACAGACAGGACUGAAUUGCCUGACUCUGAUACAUUCAGGGAACUAGAAACUCUUCAGAGAACUGAGGUCAACUUGCAGAAUUUCCUUAGUGAAAGAUCUGUGCAUCUGAGAUGGUGAACUCUCCAGGAGAUGCAUCUGGGAAUGAUCUUUAAACCAAGAGACUGGUUUUUCAGCCUGAGAUGGGUGAUGAGCAAAUGAUGAAGUGAUGGCAAGGAGUGAGCCAGGUGGCUUCCCAGUGACUCACUUGUGAAUCUAGUAAUAUCUGAUGUCCUCCUUGUAUGCUGGGAGGGCAGAGGGACACUGGAAAUAGUCCCCAUCUCAUGUUCCAUAUUGAGUGACUAGUCAAGGUGUGAUGUUCUUCAGCACCAGUGAUGAGAGAAAGGAAGGCUGCCUUCUGGGGGACAAGAUGACGAAAGGGACUUGAGAUUCGAUGAGUGGAAUAUUCAUCAGAUCUGGGGGAAUCUGUGGGGAAGAUCAUGCUCCACUGGCUUUAGGCCUCACCUGAUGAACUCAUUUCUUCAUCUCUUUCACCCUGGAGAAAUACUUGAAACAAGUCCUGGUCCACAUAUUCAAGAUCCAACUUUAUUGAAGACAAGACUUUCCAUGAAGUCAAGGCCCUUCUUGUUGUUAAUUUAAUCCUACUGAAACAGGGGGCAGAAUAGAGAUCCUCUCUCUGUAGCUAAGAAGAUGAGCCUGGAUGAUGGGUUACUCUGGGGCUUCCCAGCCAUGUGGCAGGCUGACUGUAGAGCUUGCUCUAGAAGAUAGCCACACGCCACCCUCCACCUUCCUCUUGGUUCCAUUAAACCAUGUUAUCUAGCUUGAAAUGCAUGAGCCUCUUUUUCCUUUUUAAGAAGCCCAACUCAGAUGUGAUUUUUUUUUUAAACAAAACUGAAUAGUGGCUACCAUUUUUAAAAUUCAUGCUUACCAGUAAUAGUCUCUAUUCUUUUUCCCCCUACCUUCUUAACUCUUCCAUUCAUCAUAUUUUCAUUCGAGUUAUGGUUUAUAUAAUAAUGUUUCAUUUUAGGGGCCAUUUCUAACCCUGUGAGAUGGAUAUUACUCAUUAGCAUGUUUCAAAUGAAGAAACCGAGGCUCUUUGAGGGUCAGUAGUUUUACUGAAUCCCAAGUCCAGCUAGGUGGUGAGUGAGAGUUGGAACCCAGGCCUUGUCAUGCCCAUGCUCUUUCCAUUCAGACCACGGCUGCUUCCUUUGCUUUCUUUUCAGCUUCCAUCCAACCUUUGCCUCCCUGGUUUGUGUGAAAAUAUUCAGCGUCUCUCACCUCUAAACCCACACAACUGCUCGUCUAGGACUUUGCUUCUUGGUAGAUGCUAGAAGUGUGCUUUGCUUUGAGAGUUCAUCUCAUUUUGUUUCCCCUUCCUAGUUGGUGUGUACCUCAUCAUUUCUUCUUACUGGCUUAAACUCCUUCCUGGGAGACUUGAUCAUGACUAUAAAUCUACAAGGUACUGUGAUCACCAGCCUAUUUCAAAAUCUGUACCACCUCCCUAUUUCUCCCAUAUUCCUACAAAGAAUCCAGACUACAUGUGCAUUCCUCUGGAAGCUCUACCUGGCAUGUUCUUACUCAAGGGCUUAGAAAUGUUCUCAAGGGCUAUUCUCACUUGAGGAACCCCAUCUGUGUCUUGGUGCUGGCUAUUUCCCAUGACUGGUCCUCAAGAACACAGGCCACUAAUGGCCAAGCCAGGCGGGCUAUGACUUUCCCUUUCCUGCUGCUUAACAGCCAUGAACUUGUUUACUCAGUUGGCCCUGUAAGCAUCUUGCCCUCUAACCUUUACUGUCAGUUCAAUCUUACAUCACACCCCUGACUCCUGCAAUGGAAAUACCUGAUCUGAGCCUGUCCCCUCCCCCACCUUUAUUUUCAGGCUGUUUAAAAGUAUUAUGCUUUAGUUUUUCAAACUGCAAAUAUCCAUACAGCCAGAUUUCUGAAUCUCUGAGUGCCUAGUUUUUUCUUCUAUGACAAACUAGAAAUGUUAGUGGGACAUUUUUCAAAGCAGGAAUAUGCUGGAGACAUGUACAGCAGUUAAUGAUUAAGAACAGAGCAGCUCCCUUCUCUCCCUGUAAAACUACUACAUUAAAAAGGGAAAUAACCCCCAUCUGAGAUCCAUGAACCCACCAGACAUAAACCAGAGAGAAGAUGCUGUGUAACAGCAUCUUUGCAGGAAGAAAGAACUAGACACAUUUCAAUACAUUGAGUUCCUGUCCCCAGGUUAGCAUGUAAGUGAAAAAACAAAUCAAAGCAUUUCUCUGACCUUUUGGAAAUUGAUGCUCCCUAAUCCAGGGACGUCUCACUGCACCCAUUGCUCACUCCGAUCAUCCGCUCAUUCUUCAUUUCAGUGCACACCCUGUCGAGCAUUAAUCUAGACCACCCCCCAUCCCCCGUUCAAGUGUGCCCUGUGUUCCUAGGUCGCAAAAAUACCAUCACUCCAGCCUCUCUUGAUCUCUUAAAACCUGUGGGAGCUCAUGUUAGAUGCCCUUGCCCCCAAGUUUACAGUCGGGCCCAGUACACAAGCACACAACGCAAGUCUAAGUUGGAGAUGAGGCUUAACCUCUCCCAGGUCAGCUGUUCCCAAGGCUGGCGAUCCUCCUCUCCCUGAGUCAUUAAUUGGCAAGAGCUGUGUCUUCUGGGCAGUGUGUGUGUGAUGGGGACUGGAGGCAGCGGAAGGGCAAGUGUUUGCAGGUUUGUGAAACGGCAUCUAGUUCAAUUGGCAAACUUAGUGUUGCUACUGAUGGAACUCUUUCCCUCACUGCCACCUUCAUAUGGCUUUUUCUUGAUUUCCCACAGCCAGUCCUUUUCUGAACUCUAGAGCUGUUCCUGACCACCCAAGUUCUCGACAACUGUUGCCUGUCUGUAGUGUUUUACAGGAAACUCCCUGUUCAUGUUAAUAAAGUGUCUAAGCAUC